Molecule: messenger RNA, 1722 nt
Organism: Drosophila subobscura
Lineage: Eukaryota; Metazoa; Arthropoda; Insecta; Diptera; Drosophilidae
Gene: Snx17
Product: sorting nexin-17
Exons: 1
Coding region: 158-1618 (486 amino acids)
Biological process (GO): intracellular protein transport
Cellular component (GO): early endosome
Molecular function (GO): phosphatidylinositol binding
Source: RefSeq, a predicted model, not a curated record
UAGUAUGACAUCGCGGUACUGAAAGAGCGAGAAAAUCUGCAAAAAAUUGUUAAUUGUACAUAAACAAAGAAAACGGGGCUGAAAUGCCAUAAAACAACAAGCGUGAAACAAUAAAAAUGUAAAAAGUUGGCUGGCGAUGCCGUAAAACCCUACAAACAUGCAUUUUUCCAUACCGGACACGCAGGAACUGGGCUCGCCCACGUACACUGUGUAUAAUAUACACAUAAAUGGGAGCUAUCAUUGUUUUCUGCGCUACAAGCAGUUACAUUCCUUAAACGAGCAAAUGCGACGGCAUUGCUCGAGUUUGAGUUUGCCCCCGUUUCCCCCUAAAAGGUUUCUGCCGCUAACCAAUGGGCAGCUGGAGACGAGACGCAGUGGCCUGGAGCAGUACCUGCAGAUCAUUGGCCAGGAUGCUCGGAUUGCUCGCUUGCCGUUCCUACAGCAGUUCUUCCAGCGUGCUCAGCUGGACACGGCACUGGCCGAGGGCAAUGUGGCGAGUGACAGCGAGGAAAAGCAGCUUGAGGUCGAGGUCUACACAAAUCCGAAUGGAGCCCAACUGCUGAUUAAUUGCAAUGUGCAGCAGAAUGCCAGUUUGCUGCUGAAGAGCGUGUGCCGUGAACUGAAGCUGCCCGAUGAGCUGAUGAAGUUGUUUUGUCUGUACCUGAUGCGCAAAAAGCGGGAGUCCGAUGAGCUGGUUCUGGUGCGUCGCCUGAUGGACUUCGAGUCGCCAUACAUAACGCGGCUCCAUGCCCAGCCAUGUGAGUUGCUGCUUCGCACGUGCUACUGGGACUCGAGCUGGGAUGCCAAGCUGUACGGGAAUAAAGUGGCCCUCAACUUGCUGUACAAUCAGACCGUGGCGGAUGUGAGUAGAGAGUGGGUUGUCAUCUGCUCGCCUGGGCUUGGUCGGCAAUUGAGUCAUCUUCAGAUGCAAGGUCGCUGCUUGGAAUAUAUGAACGUAGUACGCGACUUGCCCUCCUACGGUUGCCUGCAAUUUGAGGCAGCGAAUGUCGACUAUCCGGAUCCGAAAACUGUCGCUUUGGUCAGCAUUGGCAACAAGGAGCUCAGCCUACGGACGGCGCGCGGCGCCAAGAUCUACGAGACAAAGUUUCGGGUCACCAGAAUGCGCUCAUGGCGUGUGAGUGUCACGCACAAUGCGCUGGAGUCGCGGCAUGAGCCCUCUCAGCUGCAGUUGGCAUUUGAGUAUUUGAUUGCGAAGCAAACAUUGCGCUGGAUAACCAUCAGCAGUGACCAGGCCAUGCUGAUGUCUGUAUGCCUGCAGGCAAUGGUGGAUCAGUUGUUGCACGGCGGAGGAGGGAAACCAGCUCCGAGUAGCGAUGAUGAACAGGAUGCCGGAGCUACAUCGUCCGCAUCCACACCCAGCUCGGUAUCGUCCACGUCGACCUCGACCUGUGCAUCCACAUCGUAUUCGACGACAACGACAGCGUCCAUGACAACGCCGCCAGUGAAGUUUCUGGCCCAGGACUUGACACCCAAGUCAAAGCAGCAAAGACUAACGACGUCCCGCACUUUUGGAGCUGUAUUCUUUCGCAACGAUGGCGAGGCUGGUGCACAUGUGGCCAAUGAAGCGUUUGAGGGUAUCGGUGAUGAUGAUCUCUGAAGCGCUCGCCAAACUCUACGAAUGGGUGCCAAACUAGUUGAAUUUUCUUGAAUAUAAACAAUAUAACAAAUAUCCGCAUGUUUUGUAACCACAGUAAUUGUUAA